AUGAAGUUCGGGAAGAGCAUCUGUGUGCUGAAUGUAGGGGGGACCCGGUACGCCUUCACCCGUGAGGUGAUCAGGGAUUUCCCACUCCGGCGCGUCAGCCGCUUGCAUGCCUGCGCGACCGAGAAAGAGGUCCUGGAGCUGUGCGACGACUACGACCGGGACAGGAACGAGUUCUUCUUUGACCGCCACGCGCAAGCGUUCGUGUUCAUCAUGCUGUACGUGCGCUCCGGCAAACUCCGGUUCGUCCCCGGGGUCUGCGAGCUGUCCUUCUACACCGAGAUGCUGUACUGGGGGCUGGAGAGCGCGCACUUGGACUCCUGCUGCCAGAAGCGCUUGGACGACAGGAUGUCCGACAUCGGGAUGGACAGUCUGUCGGAGGAGGACAUCAUGCUGUCCGGGGAUGAGUGCCAGACUCCGGAGGAGACGGUGCCACGGUCUGUGCUCACCGGCCGCGCCAAAUGGCUGGAGAGGAUGCGCAAAACGUUCGAGGAGCCAAAUUCUUCCCUGGCGGCGCAGCUUCUGGCUUCGGUGUCCGUCAUUUUUGUGAUCGUUUCUAUGAUCAUGCUGUGUGCCAGCACGCUGCCGGACUGGGACACAGCUAAGAGGAAUACCGUGGAGGAGCACAGGAUAGUGGAGGCCGUGUGCAUCGGCUGGUUCACAGCUGAGUGCAUAGUGCGCUUUCUGCUGGCCAGAGACAAAUGCAACUUCAUCCGCCAUCCGCUGAACAUCAUCGACGCGAUCGCCAUUACCCCCUACUAUGUCACCAUGGCGAUGGCCGGAGCCGGGAUGCCGGGUGCUGGGCUCGGGGUCGCUGGAGUGAUGCUGCGCAUACUGAGGAUGAUGAGAGUGUUCUGGCUCAUGAAGCUGGCCAGACACUUCCUGGGCCUGCAGACUCUGGGGCUGACGCUGCGGCGCUGCUACAGGGAGAUGGUCAUGCUCAUGGUGUUUAUUUUCGUGGCCAUGGCGAUAUACAGCGCUCUGGCACAGCUGCUGGAGCACGGCUUGGUCUUGGACUCGCCGAACCAGGACUACGCCAGCAUCCCGGCCGCCGCCUGGUGGGUCAUCAUCUCCAUGACGACGGUCGGGUACGGGGACGUGUAUCCGGUGACGGUCGGGGGACGUGUUCUCGGGGGGAUGUGCGUGGUGAGCGGGAUUGUCCUCCUGGCUCUGCCCAUCACGUUCAUCUACCACAGCUUUGUUCAGUGCUACCACGAGCUGAAGCUGCGCUCCGCCAGAUACGCACGAAACGUGUCCGCAGAGGUGCUGCAAUGAACUGGGAUGAGCGGCAAAUCAGACGGAAACGCAUCAAACCAGGAGGUCUCAUUGUGAAGCAACCGACUGUGUGAGCUACCCUGCCCCUGGCUUUGGCGGCAUGCUUCGCAUAGUGCCUGCUCGAGUAGAACCGAUGAUCCCCGACCAUUGUCUUUAACCAGCAAGCGUUGUGACUUAAAGGGAUUGCGGGGAUUACUUUGAAGAAGCGGCAGUGAUCAGUAACCUGCAGCAGACAGCAUAGAAGUUUGUAAGACACCCUUUUGAGUAAACCCUCAAGUCUCUAAUGACUGGAGGUAAGAUUCUCACUUUGGGUACAUAUCAUCUUCAGUGUCGUGAAAAAGUAUUUCCAACCCUAGAGGAUUUCAACUAUGUUUGCUUUUGUCCCUCAUUUAAAUGUUUCAGGUCAUUAAAAAAAUUCACAAAAUAGAGUUAAAAUUAUUUAGUAUGGGGGGAAAAGCUAUCCAAACCUACCUGUGACAAAGUAAUCACCCUUUAAAUCAGGGGUGUCAAACUCAUUUUGGUUGAGGGGCUGCAUACAGCUUAAUCUGAUCUCAAGAGGGCCGC
This is a messenger RNA of Fundulus heteroclitus (mummichog), 1836 nucleotides long. It is a transcript of the gene kcng3, whose product is annotated as potassium voltage-gated channel, subfamily G, member 3. Gene Ontology annotation, biological process: protein homooligomerization; potassium ion transmembrane transport. NCBI's taxonomy places the organism in Eukaryota, Metazoa, Chordata, Actinopteri, Cyprinodontiformes, Fundulidae. Gene Ontology annotation, molecular function: protein binding; delayed rectifier potassium channel activity. Gene Ontology annotation, cellular component: voltage-gated potassium channel complex; membrane. The record is from RefSeq and is a predicted model, not a curated record. The transcript is spliced from 2 exons. The coding region runs from base 1 to 1272 and encodes 423 amino acids.